Molecule: messenger RNA, 1881 nt
Organism: Aureobasidium subglaciale EXF-2481
Lineage: Eukaryota; Fungi; Ascomycota; Dothideomycetes; Dothideales; Saccotheciaceae
Exons: 1
Coding region: 1-1881 (626 amino acids)
Source: RefSeq, a predicted model, not a curated record
AUGAAGACCACAUUCGUUACUCUCGCUGCUGCUCUCUUGAGCACAGCUUCGGCUCGCCAGGUCUACGAACGUCAGAUCUACACCAACUCGUCCUCGUCUAUGGUGGGCACUGGCAGCAGCAGCAUCAUGUCGAGCACCAGCUCUGUCGACCUUACUAGCUCGUCAGGCUCCUCAACUCGCUCGGUGUCCCGCUCCAGCGGAUCUGGAUCGGCAACCUCGUCCUCUGCAUCUGCAAGCUCGACCGCAUCUCCUUCCGUCACCUCCAUCAAUGGCGCUACAUUCAAAGUCGAGUCUAACACCAGUUACUCUGGCAACACCUUCGAUGUCGCUCUCUCCAAGAGAGCCGGCGAGACUCUGCAGUCCUGCCUCUCGGCUUGCGCAGCAAACCAGGAGUGCGUAGGCACCGCCUUCGAUGACAACGAUGACACGUGCACAUACUACAGCUCCAUCACUGCUGGAAGCCGCGUCGAUGCUCCUGGAGUCACCUUUGCCACUGUCACCGGACGUGACGGCCAGAACGGCCAGAACAGCACCAGCUCUGCCAGCUCAAGCUCUUCCUCCACCGGAUCCAUCUCCCUCAACUCGACCGCCUCCAGCACAAGCUCCUCUGCCAUCGCCACCCCCACUAGCGUCGAGAACUUCAUCUGCCCUCAGCUGAACGGCGGUGUCUUCACCAACGCCUUUGAUGCUUCUUUCGUCAUUGAGUGCGGUCACGGUGUUAUCGGUACUUCCCUCGAGAUUGAGGCUUCCCGCAAGCGUCAAGCUACUGGCCUUCCCACUUCCCUGAGCAACUGUGUCGAUCUCUGCUCGACCGACUCUGCCUGUGUUGCCACCACCUUCAACAACGCCGAUAGCACUUGUGCUUUCUUCAGCGACUUCCAGCUGUUCGUUGCUGAGAACCUUGACUCUGCUCUUCGCAUCGGAAGCAACAACGGUGCCGAGACCACCCAGACCGUCACCGUCGUCUCCACCGUUGUCCAGACCUCCACUGUUCUUCUUGAGGGCGGCUCGUCCACUGUCCAGACCGGCACAUUGACCCUGACUGCCACUGAGACUGUCUGCCCUAAGUGUGCCAUUACCAGCGUUCCUUCCGGUGCUGUCGGAGGCUCUCUUUCUACCGCUACUGUUUACGCCACUACCGUUGUCACCAUCUCUUCAUGCGCACCUACCGUCACCAACUGCCCUCUUAAGAAUGGCCAGGGUAGCGCUGUUGUUACCACUGUUGUCCCUGUUUCCGAGACCGUCUACCUUUGCCCCUACCCUACUGGCGGCAACGUGGUCACCGCUCUUUACGGCGCUGUUACCGAGAAGUCUGUUGUCACCAGCACUGUCUACGAAUGCCCUGCUGGACAGACCAUCACCGUUUCCGGUACCCAGAUGGUUCCUGCUUCGGCCACCACCAUCACUGAGUACUACACCACCCAGGUCACUCAGUCUGCUACUGGAGCUCCUCCUGCGAUGACCGGCGACAACUCUGGCAAGACUAUCGUCUACGUUCAGCAGCAGGUUAGCGUUGGUGUCACCGCCACCUACACUCAGUACGUUGUUGUCUCGACCGCUCCUCCCGCUCCUCAGCAGACCACUGCCGCCGUCACUCUUCCCUGCGACGGUGUCCACUGCCCUGCCGUCAACACCCAGGGUAACCCCGUUACCACCACCUACAAGAUCACCAUCAACAGCGUGAUCCCCCAGCAGUCCGCCCCUGCUUCUUGCAACGGCCAGUGCCCCUCCGGCAUGACCGGCUCUGCCAAGUCCAGCAUGGCUACCGUCACUGCCACUCCUUCCAAGCCCAUCGCCUUCACUGGUGCUGGUUCGGUCGUCAGCGUUCAGAGCGGCGUUGUUGUCAUGGCUGCCGCCAUCUUCUCCAUCUUCCUUUUCUAA